Messenger RNA from Penicillium maclennaniae, 594 nucleotides. RefSeq lists its product as uncharacterized. The transcript has 3 exons. The record is from RefSeq and is a predicted model, not a curated record. Bases 1 to 594 code for a protein of 197 amino acids. Lineage: Eukaryota; Fungi; Ascomycota; Eurotiomycetes; Eurotiales; Aspergillaceae.
AUGAUUUUGCAUUUCUUUCUACCUGUCUUUGUGGUAGCCACUGGGCUCUUUUCCUCGGCACAACCUCUAGAAGAACGACACGCAAAUGGGAACCCCUUCAGCCUGUAUGCCUAUGGCGAUGGCAUCAACGGACUGCCCAUCUUCUAUGCAGAUGGACAAGCUCAGAUUGGUGACAUGUCGCUGUCCAAUGCAUCCAACAAAGUCCCUAUGUAUGUAACUUACUCCGGCAAUGAUCGCACGACUUGGAUUGCCCACGUCAAUGCCACGCAAUCCACCCGUACCUUCGCAACACUCGGCUCAUCCACCACUUCCACCACAAACCUGCUGUGCUUGAAAGAGAGCAACUCUGUUACCAACCCGGUCAUAUUCAAUAGCAUGGACACUGUUUCUAGCUUGAAUGCAGACAGUGGAACGAUAACAAAUGCCUGGUCCCUGUACGGUUCAACUGUGCUGAUAAACCGACCCGGCGGGAAUUUCUACGCCAAAUCACCCGGCGAGAAUGGGUGGUGGCAGCUCGCGUGGAGUACCUUGAACGAUGCGGAAUUAGAAGCCACUGCUAUUAUUCUGAGAACAAAUCCGCCUGUUUUGGAUUAG